AUGGCUUCUUUAGGUAUCAAUCUCGGUAUGUUCGGGCAUGAAUCACGGGCCAACUAUUGGGCUGGGCCGAUUGUGGAUUGGGUUGAAAAGAAGUUUCAGAAGAUCUUAGACUUCUUGGGAGAUGCGAUUUUCAACGCCGACUCGGGCUUGUGGGAGGAUAUGAGAAAAUCCUCUAAUGCCAUAUUUAGCCAUCAAAAUUUUCAAAGUUUUUCGGUGAGUACAAGCGUAAGCAAAUUGUGGCAAGGGCUUAUUCCUAUUCUUGAAAACGCUGUUGAGAAACACACCAUCAUCGACUUGCAAGAUUUAUUCCAAAGAUUCUUGUUCGAUAAAUCUUCAAUUUUGAUGAUCGGGUAUGAUCCAAAAUGUCUUUCUAUUGAAAUGCCUAAAGAUGAGUUUGGUGACGCGAUGGACGGAGUUGCAGAUGUUAUUUUCUAUAGACAUCUCAAGCCGUCUUUCCUGUGGAAGUUCCAAUAUUGGAUUGGUGUUGGACUAGAGAAGAAGAUGAGAAGAGGUCUCGCGGUUUUCGACCAAAUGCUUGGGAAGAUCAUAUCGGUUAAAAGAGAGGAGAUCAAAAUUCAUGGGAUUCAUGACUCAGAAGGAGUAUUGUGA
Camelina sativa (false flax) is the source of this 609-nucleotide messenger RNA. The record is from RefSeq and is a predicted model, not a curated record. Lineage: Eukaryota; Viridiplantae; Streptophyta; Magnoliopsida; Brassicales; Brassicaceae.